AUGCUGACAGUCGAAUGGUCUUUGACUUCAGGAUGGGAGAAACCUUAUAUUAGGCCUCUUGAGAACCUUUCAUUACAUCCAGCCUCAUCAUCUCUCCACUAUGCUGUGGAACUGUUUGAAGGAAUGAAGGCUUAUCGAGGAGUGGAUGGUAAAAUCCGCCUGUUCCGUCCAACGCUCAACAUGGACAGGAUGGUGCGGUCAGCGGCACGAGCAACACUGCCAUGUUUUGACAAGGAGGAGCUAUUAGAGUGCAUCCGGAAGCUUGUGGAAGUGGAAAAAGAGUGGGUCCCGCACUCUACGUCUGCAAGCCUGUAUAUCCGCCCUACUUUAAUUGGAACAGAGGUGGUCUUGUCUAGGGUUGCUGUGCAGCCUUCUCUUGGAGUCAAGAAGCCAACUAAAGCCCUGCUGUAUGUUAUACUGAGUCCUGUGGGCCCAUACUUUGCAAGCGGAAGCUUUAAUCCAAUAUCCUUAUGGGCAGAUCCCAAAUAUGUAAGAGCCUGGAAAGGAGGAACGGGGGACUGCAAAUUGGGAGGGAAUUAUGGUUCUUCCAUCUAUGCCCAGCGUGAAGCUAUGGAAUUAGGGUGUCAGCAGGUUCUGUGGCUGUAUGGAGAGGAUCAUCAAAUCACUGAAGUCGGAACAAUGAAUCUUUUCCUGUACUGGGAAAAUGAAGAUGGAGAAGAGGAACUGGCAACCCCACCGUUAGAUGGCAUCAUUCUUCCUGGAGUGACGAGGCAGAGCAUCUUGGAGCUGGCACGCAAGUGGGGAGAAUUUAAAGUGUCUGAGCGGUACAUCACCAUGAGUGAUCUGACAGCUGCCUUGGAGGAAAACAGAGUGAAGGAGAUGUUUGGUGCUGGGACAGCUUGUGUCGUAUGCCCUAUUUCUAAAAUAUUAUACAAAGGCAAGAAUUUGCACAUUCCAACUAUGGAGAAUGGACCUCAGUUAGCAACCCGCUUCCUGAAUCAGCUGACUGAUAUCCAAUACGGAAGAGAAGACAGCGAAUGGGCACUCCUGGUGUCAUGA
Messenger RNA from Emys orbicularis (European pond turtle), 1020 nucleotides. RefSeq names its product branched chain amino acid transaminase 1 (gene BCAT1). NCBI's taxonomy places the organism in Eukaryota, Metazoa, Chordata, Testudines, Emydidae. The record is from RefSeq and is a predicted model, not a curated record. Gene Ontology annotation, biological process: L-valine biosynthetic process; L-leucine biosynthetic process. The transcript is spliced from 10 exons. The coding region runs from base 1 to 1020 and encodes 339 amino acids. Gene Ontology annotation, molecular function: branched-chain-amino-acid:2-oxoglutarate transaminase activity. Gene Ontology annotation, cellular component: mitochondrion.